AUUCCCAGCUCUUCCCCCCUCUCUCUCUCAGCCUCUCUCUCUCUCUCUUUCUCUCUCUCUCUUCCUCGCUCCCUCUCUUUCUCUCCUCCCUCUGCCUUCCCCGUGCAUAAAGUCUCCGUCGCUCUUGGAACUUGUUGGCAAUGCCUAUUUUUCAGCUUUCCCCCGCGUUCUCUAAACUAACUAUUUAAAGGUCUGCGGUCGCAAAUGGUUUGACUAAACGUAGGAUGGGACUUAAGUUGAACGGCAGAUAUAUUUCACUGAUCCUCGCGGUGCAAAUAGCGUACCUGGUGCAGGCCGUGAGAGCAGCGGGCAAGUGCGAUGCGGUCUUUAAGGGCUUUUCGGACUGUUUGCUCAAGCUGGGCGACAGCAUGGCCAACUACCCGCAGGGCCUGGACGACAAGACGAACAUCAAGACCGUGUGCACAUACUGGGAGGAUUUCCACAGCUGCACGGUCACAGCCCUUACGGAUUGCCAGGAAGGGGCGAAAGAUAUGUGGGAUAAACUGAGAAAAGAAUCCAAAAACCUCAACAUCCAAGGCAGCUUAUUCGAACUCUGCGGCAGCGGCAACGGGGCGGCGGGGUCCCUGCUCCCGGCGCUCCCCGUGCUCCUGGUGUCUCUCUCGGCAGCUUUAGCGACUUGGCUUUCCUUCUGAGCGCGGGGCCGGCUCCCCCCGCGCGCCCACCCACACUCACUCCAUGCUCCCGGAAAUCGAGAGGAAGAUCCAUUCGUUCUUUGGGGACGUUGUGAUUCUCUGUGAUGCUGAAAACACUCAUAUAGGAUUGUGGGAAAUCCUGAUUCUCCUUUUGAUUUCGUUUGAUUUCUUGUGUUUUAUUUGCCAAAUGUUACCAGUCAGUGAGCAAGCAAGCACAGCCAAAAUCGGACCUCAGCUUUAGUCCGUCUUCACACAAAAAUAAGAAAACGGCAAACCCACCCCAUUUUUUUUUAUUUUUAAUUUUUACUUUUGGCACAAGAAUCUCAGGAACGGCCCUGGGCCACCUACUAUAUUAAUCAUGUUAAUACAUGACAAAUGAUGGGCUCCUCCUAAUAAGAAAGAGAGGAGAAGGCCAGGGGAAUGAAUUCAAGAGAGAUGUCCACGAGGAAAGCAUAUGGUGAAUAACUCACGCUCACGUCUUUCUUCCACAGUAUCUUGUUUUGAUCAUUUCCACUGCACAUUUCUCCUCGAGGAAAGUGAAAGGACAGAUUGUUGGCUUUGUGGUUUAAGGAUAGGAGGGAGAGAGGGAAGGGAUUGAGGAAAUCUCGGGUGUCUAGGUAAAGGUUUCCAGAAGAAUCGCUGCUAAAGUCACUGAGAGGUUAAGCUUUACCUGCUGUUGUCGAUGCAUCUUUCCAAGUCCACUGCCUUUAUUUUCCCUCUUGUUUUAGCUGUUACACAUACAGUAAUACCUGAAUAUCCAACGGUAUAGAUCACAAGGGGGGGUGUUAAAUGUUAAUCUAAAAUAUAGUUAAAAAAGAUUUUGACAUAAAAGAGCCUUGAUUUUAAAAAAAAGAGAGAGAUGUAAUUUAAAAAGUUUAUUAUAAAUUAAAUCAGCAAAAAAAGAUUUGCUACAAAGUAUAGAGAAGUAUAAAAUAAAAGUUAUUGUUUGAAAUGGGGGUGUCGUUUGUUUCCUG
Zalophus californianus (California sea lion) is the source of this 1627-nucleotide messenger RNA. RefSeq names its product neuritin 1 (gene NRN1). The transcript has 3 exons. Bases 225 to 653 code for a protein of 142 amino acids. Gene Ontology annotation, biological process: nervous system development; neuron projection extension. The record is from RefSeq and is a predicted model, not a curated record. Gene Ontology annotation, cellular component: plasma membrane. Lineage: Eukaryota; Metazoa; Chordata; Mammalia; Carnivora; Otariidae.